GUUUCACGUUGCCAAGUGUUGUCCUGACGGUUGUUGUCCUGUACGUACAAUUGAACACGGACGUACUUACAACUGCUAUAAAUCGAUAGGGAAAAUCAACAUCGUAGAAAAUGAUGAGAAGGAAACAAUCGACGGCUGUCGAAGGCCAAGUCAAUGCUGCUUUCGAGGCCGAUGUGCCCGAAACGCGGCAGACUACCGUCACCUUCACGGGCCUAUCGGCAAAAGCUGUGUCAGCUAAGCCGUUCACCCCGCUGAAAAAGAAAAGCUCUCUCUUCAGCUUGUGGAGUAAUGACAGCCGCGAUGAGAAGCUUAAAAAUCUGAAACAAGAACUUGAAAUGGACGAGCACAAGUUACCGCUCCCUACUUUAUUUGCCCGGCUCAAUACGGAUCCAAUCAGGGGGAUUACACAUCAACAUGCUCGAGAUAAAUUACUGAAAGAUGGACCCAACUGUUUGAAACCGAUCGAAGGCGAACCGGAAUGGAAGAAAUUUUUGGCAAAACUGCUGGGUGGUUUCCACAUUCUUCUCUGGUUUGGGGCCAUCCUUUGUUUGGUGGCCUUUUUUAUGGAGUAUAGCACGUCGGCCGAGCCAUCACACGAUAACAUGUGGCUGGCGAUCAUUUUGGUGCUCUUAGUAACUGGAACGAGUGUAUUCGCCUAUUACCAAGAACGAAAAAGCUCUAACAUCAUGGAUUCUUUCAAAGGCCUGAUUCCGCAGUUUGCUGAAGUCACAAGAGAAGGCGAGAAGAUGACGGUGAAGGUGGAAGAAUUAGUUGUGGGCGACCUAAUUGACGUGAAAUUCGGAGAUCGACUUCCUGCCGACAUGCUCAUUCUUUCAUGCAGCAGUUUUAAAGUGGACAACUCGUCUUUGACAGGCGAAUCAGAACCUCAAAGCCGUUCGCCCGAGUGCACUCACAACAAUCCGUUGGAAACCAAAAAUCUUGCGUUUUUCUCAUCCAGUGCUGUGGAAGGUGUGGCCCGUGGUGUGGUAGUUAGGACGGGCGAUAACACUGUCAUGGGUCGCAUUGCUUCUCUGACGUCAGGUGUCGACUCUGGGCCCACUCCUAUGGCUCGUGAGAUUCAAGAGUUUAUUCAUUUAGUUUCGUUCAUCGCAAUAUUUACGGGCGUUGUCAUCUUUAGCGUCGCUAUGGUUCUUGGUUACAGCUGGAUUAAUUCACUUAUUUUUCUGAUCGGUAUCGUCAUGUCUUAUGUGCCGCAAGGACUUGUGCCAACCGUAGCGAUUUUGCUGACUUUGACGGCCAAAAGGAUGGCGAAGAGGAAUUGUUUAGUUAAAAAUUUGGAAGCUGUUGAAACUCUUGGCUCUACGUCGACGAUCUGCUCUGAUAAAACGGGCACUCUCACGCAAAAUCGAAUGACCGUGGCGCACACCUGGUUUGACGACACGAUACGACAGAUGGAUACCAGUGAAUCACAAACAAAUGAUGUGCUGUUCGAUAAUUCAUUGCCGGGUUGGAAAAUUCUGAGCCGGGUGGCCAAACUGUGCAGCCGUGCCGAGUUCGUUGCUGGACAAGAAGAUCAACCUAUCCUUAAAAGAGACGCAAAAGGAGACGCAUCAGAGGUAGCUAUUUUGAAAUGCGUGGAACUGGUGGACGGCCACGUCGUCGAGUAUCGAAAAGAAUUCCCCACCGUUGUCGAAAUCCCUUUCAAUUCGACUAACAAGUACCAGGUGUCUAUACAUCGGAUAGCUGACAAUCCGAACUCCAAUUACUUGCUCGUCAUGAAAGGAGCUGCUGAAAGGAUCAGCGCAAUUUGUUCAACUAUCCUGGUGGAUGGCAAUGAAAUUCCGUUGGAUGAUGAAUGGAAGAAGCGGAUCGAUGAAGCUUACUUGAAAUUAGGAAGCCUGGGAGAACGUGUCAUAGGUUUCUGUGAUUACCAGCUACCAGCUUCAGAAUAUCCAGAGGGGUUUCAGUUCAAUACCGAAAAUAUCAACUUUCCGCUUAAAAAUUUGAGGUUUAUUGGAUUGAUGUCGAUGAUUGAUCCCCCGCGCGCUGCUGUUCCUGAUGCUGUUCGUCUCUGCCGUUCGGCAGGCAUUCGAGUUGUCAUGGUCACUGGCGAUCAUCCUAUCACGGCCAAGGCUAUUGCAAGAUCCGUCGGCAUCAUCUCACCAGCAAACGAAACAAUUGAAGAAAUCGCAGAGCGACUUAAAGUGCCAGCACGUGAUCUCGAUCCCAAAAUGGCUAAAGCCAUCGUUAUUCACGGUGCAGAUCUCAACGACUUCGAUCAGGAUCAAUUGGAUAACGUGUUAAGAUAUUACCCGGAGAUUGUAUUUGCGCGCACGUCCCCACAGCAGAAAUUAAUUAUUGUCGAAGGAUUCCAACGUCUCGGAUCGAUUGUGGCUGUCACUGGAGAUGGCGUGAACGAUUCUCCAGCUUUAAAAAGAGCUGAUAUCGGCAUUGCCAUGGGCAUAACAGGAUCGGACGUGUCUAAACAAGCAGCGGAUAUGAUCUUGUUGGACGACAAUUUCGCAUCCAUUGUUACAGGAGUUGAGCAGGGUCGUUUGGUAUUUGACAACCUCAAAAAAUCAAUAGCUUACACGAUGAUUACCAAAAUUCCAGAAGCCGCCGCUUUUGUGGUAUUCAUUCUAGCUGAUAUUCCUCUGAUGCUUGGCGCUAUUCCAAUCUUGUGUAUCGAUCUUGGCUCUGAUCUGUUUCCCGCCAUUACAUUUGCGUAUGAAAGACCUGAAAAUGACAUCAUGGAAUGCCCACCUAGAAAUAUCUACAAAGACAAACUCGUUGGUUCAAAAUUACUUGAAAUUGCCUUUUGGCAUACUGGCAUCUUUGAAAGUUUCGGUUGCUUUUUUGCCAUGUUCGUCAUCCUCGGUGAGAACGGUUUCCUUCCUUACGAUUUGUUGGGCAUCCGAGCCCAAUGGGAUUCUAAAGCUAUCAACGAUCUUCGAGACUCUUACGGCCAAGAAUGGACAUACGAUGCUCGAAAAGAACUGGAGAAAACUUGUUACGCUGCCUACUUUGCAAACAUAGUGGUACAACAAUGGAGUUCUGUCUUGACUAGGAAAACGAGAAGGGCAUCAACUUUUCAACAUGGAUUCGCGAAUAAGCUGAUGAAUUUUGCCCUCUUUUUCGAGACAUGCAUUGCAUGUUUCUUCAUUUAUACACCUGGCUUAAAUACCAUCAUUCAACUGCGUCCGAUUCGCAUUACUUGGUGGUUACCAGCGAUCCCGUUCUCAAUCUUCAUUUUUGUACAUGAGGAAGUGAGAAAGUGGUGGGUUCGAAGAUUCCCGGACGGUUGGGUCUCGCGAGAAGUUUAUUAUUAAUAGUAGCCCGAAGUUUUUUUUUAUAUAUAGUACUGCUCUUUAAAUAUAAUUGCUGUUUGCG
Molecule: messenger RNA, 3351 nt
Organism: Daphnia carinata
Lineage: Eukaryota; Metazoa; Arthropoda; Branchiopoda; Diplostraca; Daphniidae
Product: sodium/potassium-transporting ATPase subunit alpha-B-like
Exons: 24
Coding region: 111-3290 (1059 amino acids)
Biological process (GO): potassium ion import across plasma membrane; intracellular potassium ion homeostasis; intracellular sodium ion homeostasis
Cellular component (GO): membrane
Molecular function (GO): ATP binding; P-type sodium:potassium-exchanging transporter activity; ATP hydrolysis activity
Source: RefSeq, a predicted model, not a curated record